ACAUAACCGAAUUGAACAGAAUAGUGUAGCGUGUCAAAUUAACUUGUUAUGAUCAACAGAUAAUAGAAAGUGUUUUAUACCGGCACGGCUCAUUUUGAUAACAGCGGGGCUCAUCCGAGGAUGGUUCUACAAGAGGCUGGCGACGAUGUUCGGGCGAGCGCGCACGAGCGCUCUGGGUUCGUAGACCUCUUGGGAACUGCCGCGCCGGUAAACUCGUGCUGUCAACGCACGGAAACUGAAACACAGCACACGGGAGAUGACGAUGGCUGGCCACCGGUAACAGUAAAAAGACAUCGGCACAAACACAGUUUGAAACGGCGAUUUGAAAUUCUGGAGACGCUUGGCAAGGGCGCGUAUGGAACGGUGAAGAAAGCAGUGGAGAGACGGAGCGGGAAAACGGUAGCUAUUAAGUCCAUAAAGAAGGAGUGUCUUAGCGAUGAAUUGGACAGAACCCACAUCCAGAGGGAGAUUGAGAUUGUGUCUCAACUCAGUCACCCAAAUAUUAUCCAAAUGCAUGAAGUGUUUGAAUGCCGUGACAAGAUUGUGAUAGUGAUGGAGUAUGCCAGUGGAGGGGAGCUGUAUGACUAUGUCCAGCAGAAACAGAGACUGACUGAGACAGAGGCCAGAAACCUCUUCAGACAGAUCACAUCCGCAGUGCACUACUGCCACAAGAGUGGUGUGGUUCAUCGAGACCUCAAACUAGAAAAUAUUCUACUGGACCACAGCCUGAAUGUAAAGCUGGCUGACUUUGGCCUGUCAAACCACUACGAGAGAGGGAGGAUGCUGGAAACCUUCUGUGGCAGUCCCCUCUACGCCUCACCUGAGAUUAUCAAUGGACACCCCUACCAAGGCCCAGAGGUGGACUGCUGGGCUCUGGGUGUGCUGCUCUACGCCAUGGUCCAUGGAUCAAUGCCGUUUGAUGGGGCAAGCUACAAUGGCCUCAGACACCAGAUCAGACAGGGACACUACCGGAGACCUCAGCCUCCAUCAGAUGCCUGUGCCCUGAUUGGCUGGAUGCUAACGGUGAGGGUGGAGGACAGGGCAACUGUGGAGGAUGUAGCCAAUCACUGGUGGGUGAACUGUGGCUUUGACAUGUCUGUUUGUGACUGUCCAUCUGCCAUGUCCAUACAUGUGCAGCCAAGCAAGAGGCCCCAAGUGGAAGAUGACAGUGCCUCACCCUCUGCUAAUGGUCAAACCAGGUCCAAACGCCUACUGUCCGAUCCUCACAUGAGGCUCUCCUUCCCCCCAAAACAGCCAACUGAAGAGCCUCUCUACUCCUCACUACCACAUGGAGGCUUACCGUGUGCAUUUCUGUUCUGUGGGGCAAGAAAGCUGACCUUGUCUGAGAACUUGAAGGAAUUCAGUAGGUAG
This is a messenger RNA of Engraulis encrasicolus (European anchovy), 1371 nucleotides long. RefSeq names its product NUAK family SNF1-like kinase 1. The transcript is spliced from 8 exons. Gene Ontology annotation, cellular component: cytoplasm. Lineage: Eukaryota; Metazoa; Chordata; Actinopteri; Clupeiformes; Engraulidae. The record is from RefSeq and is a predicted model, not a curated record. Bases 121 to 1371 code for a protein of 416 amino acids. Gene Ontology annotation, molecular function: ATP binding; protein serine/threonine kinase activity. Gene Ontology annotation, biological process: intracellular signal transduction; protein phosphorylation.